CAUUUUACUUGUAUCGUGUCUGGGAAGGGACUAUGAUACGGAGGUCGAGUUUACAUUCUACAAAAACAACGAAAUCUCAGAGAUGAGCGGAACUUUACACAGCACGGAUGGUCUUCGGCUCACGGAGAAAUUUACAACAACAGCUGGAAGUGUUCUAACAUCCGACUAUAUCUACGAAUAUGACGAGUAUAUGUACCCAGGAUAUCCAUUUGAACGGCCGUUCUACUUGUUCAUUUGGGAGAUUCUAGUCAUCAUAACAUUCAUUUUGAACUUCAUCGUGUUAUCUGUAUUUAUCCGAAUGAAAAUGCUCAGUCCAACGAUGCUAAUACUAUCUGCCAUCGCUAUUUCGGAUUCUCUGACCGGGCUCGUUACCUUGCCGGCAUAUAUCCUGGUUUUCCAAGAACACGAGUCCGCACUUACCCCAGAAACAUUAAUGUCUUAUGACAUUCACUAUGAUCAGUUUGAUGGGCAUGAUAAUCAAGCGGAGAUAAAAGAUACAGAAAUGACUGACUUUGUCACACUCACUAUAGCAAAUACAACGCAAUAUUACGAAACAUAUAAUAUGGCUCCUAUUGAAGGUUAUACACUGUCGAAAAAUCUUUGCCGUUGCUUUAUGGUCACAAAGUUUUUCUUGUCCAGCUCAUUUCAUACUAUAUCAAUGUAUUUGACGCUUUUCCUUGGAAUACAAAGGUACAGUUCAAUAGCUAACCCGUUUACAACCGAGAUGACUUUCAGUUUUAAAAGAACGGUGAUUUAUUGCGUGGUGAUAUUUGUGCUUACACCGGCAUUGCACUCGUACCAUUUAUUUGGAGAGAGAGCCACGAACGGCAUGUGCCAAUGGGAAAUGACCGAUACCCAAUGUAGCGCAGAUUGUAUCUAUCUAUGGGCAGCGUUCGUUAUUCGGCAUUUCAUACCAUGCUUAGCGCUUAUUUUAUUUACUGUCAUGUUUAUAUGCAAAUUACGAAAAGAAGGACGACAGUUCGUGAAAAUGUCAAGUUGCAGGAAGCAAAUUAUGACAAGAAUAAAAGACAAUCGACGUAUAUCUUUUGUCGUCACAGCAAUUGUGAUUUGUCGGCUGCUACCAGAAAUCCCGUAUUGCAUCUUCCUACUUUAUAACGGAAUAGAUAAAUCUGUUAACAACGGAAAGAACAUUGACUUAAAAACGAACAGAAUGUUUCAUAUGUCAUAUGAAUUAGCACUGAUGAUUUCGUUCCAGUGCAACUUUUACAUUUAUGUGAUUUUUAAUAGGAACUUUCGUACUUGUCUUUUCGAAAAAUGCAAAACGUGUACGAAAGGUGGGUGUGAAAGUCGUCUGAAACAAGAGGACAAGCAUUGUGGGCGUUUUUCUGACACAGCCUUGAUGAGUAUGGCGGAUAGAGAUUGAUGAGAGCGUCAGAUUUUAAACGAACCAAUGAAACAACAAUCCAUAUAUAGCUGGAUGAAUAUUGACCAAUCACAGACUUGCAAUACUAAAAGGCUUCCGCGCAUUUCUGGACGCUUCGGCAUUGUUACUUGUAUCUAGUUAAGUCAUGACUUAUGAAUGCGUGCUUCAUGUAAAUAAAUAUGUAAAUAUAAAUGACAGGCUUACUUCUGAAGCUAGAUCUGUGUAUUUAUUUUAAACAAUAAAGGCUACUGCAGUCUUGGUAACUAAAAACAAAAGGGUCGUUGUGGCCCUGGAUCGCUCACUAGAGAAACAUUGCUCAUUGAAAAUGUUUCAAUUCAUCAAUUUAAAAAAUAACCAAGAGCCACCACUAGGAGGUGCAACACUCGACUUUUUUGCCUUUUCUAAAAACAAUAAAUAAAAGGUUUUAACAAAUCUUUAAAAAAAGGUCAUCUGAUUUCAAAGUUCAAAGUAGGUUACCUAUCAAAAUCUAGGUAAGCUGAUAAAAACAAAGUUCUAUACUACAUCCAAAACAGUGCACAUAAUCCAAAUCUCUAAAUAAGAGAAUUUCAUUAAUUUGACCUUUACGCCCAGUGUCAAUUAAAGGUCAAAGUAACAUCUGAAUUAUUCAAUAUGUUUGUUUGGAAAAUGGUUUUGUCCAAGUAUAAAUCAAAUAUGUCCAUAAAUACCAAAAUUAUGACAAUAUAACCAAAAUUUCAAUA
Molecule: messenger RNA, 2103 nt
Organism: Ruditapes philippinarum (Manila clam)
Lineage: Eukaryota; Metazoa; Mollusca; Bivalvia; Venerida; Veneridae
Product: sex peptide receptor-like
Exons: 2
Coding region: 83-1384 (433 amino acids)
Biological process (GO): G protein-coupled receptor signaling pathway
Cellular component (GO): membrane
Molecular function (GO): G protein-coupled receptor activity
Source: RefSeq, a predicted model, not a curated record